AUGACGUCACGUCCGGUUGGUUUCAUCACGGUACAGUCAUUCUUUCCUUUCACAUGUGUUCCUGUGUUGUAGCGACUGUUUCAACCGGCUUUUUGUCCCACGAAGUACAGUAAGGAACAGUUCACCGUGAAAAACCCACAGGAAGACGCCGAAUCAUCUCAUCUUUCAGUCUACGGGAAGAAAUCGGUCGAUUUGGGGAGAUUUUUUGCAUUCCAAGGACGAAAAGGUACCCACAAUGCCCUCUGACGCUGCCAAGAAGCGCGCUGCGAGGAAGAAGGAGGCAGUGAAGCAGAAGGGCGGGAAGAAAGCGGAGCCCAAACCUGAACAGAAUGGCACCGCAAACGGAACCGAGACCAACGGUGUCACCAACGGGGUCAUAGAGGACCUGAGUGCCACCAUGGACAAGCUGGACAUCGAGGCCCAGGCUGCGGCGGCCGCGCGCUCGUGUACCGGCGUCCUCUCCUCCCACCCGCUGGGCCGCGACAUCAAGUUCGACAGUUUCACGCUCACGUUCCACGGACACGAGCUGUUCCACGACACCAAGGUCGAGCUGAACACCGGCCGCAGGUACGGCCUGGUCGGACUGAACGGAUGUGGAAAGUCGAUGCUCCUGAGUGCCCUGGGGAACAGGGAAGUGGACAUCCCUGACCACAUCGACAUCUUCCACCUGACGCGAGAGAUGCCGGCCAGCGACAAGACGGCCCUGCAGUGCGUGAUGGAAGUGGACGCGGAACGCGUACGGUUAGAAACGGAGAUGGAGCACCUACAUGGGAAGGCAGACGAAGAAUCAGCAGAGCGACUACUGGACAUCUAUGAGCGACUAGAAGAGUUGGAUGCAGACAAGGCUGAGAUGAGAGCGGCUGCUAUCCUGCAUGGUCUCGGCUUCUCACAUAAAAUGACGCAAACCCAGGUAAAAGACUUCUCUGGCGGCUGGCGGAUGAGAAUAGCGCUGGCUCGAGCUCUGUUCGUUAAACCUUCCCUUCUCAUGCUGGACGAACCCACAAACCACCUGGACCUGGACGCCUGUGUGUGGCUCGAAGAGGAACUCAAGAACUACAAGAGAAUCCUUGUGCUGGUGUCUCACUCGCAGGAUUUCCUCAACGGUGUCUGUACUAACAUCAUCCAUGUCAACAACUGUAAACUGCACUACUAUGGAGGUAACUACGAUGUGUACGUGCGAACGCGGUUGGAACUGUUGGAGAACCAGGCCAAACGGUACAAGUGGGAACAGGACCAGAUCAAACACAUGAAGAGUUACAUUGCCAGAUUCGGUCACGGUAGCGCCAAGUUAGCCAGACAAGCACAGAGCAAGGAGAAGACCCUGAAGAAAAUGGUAGACGGAGGACUGACAGAAAAAGUUGUUCUAGACCAGACCCUGACGUUCUAUUUCCCGGACUGUGGGAAGGUCCCGCCGCCCGUCAUGCAAGUACAGGACGUCAGCUUCAGAUACGCCGACGACCUGCCAUGGAUCUACCGUAAUCUGGAGUUCGGAGUGGAUCUGGAUUCGCGGAUCGCUCUGGUGGGUCCGAACGGCGCGGGAAAGUCAACGCUGAUGAAGCUUCUGGACGGAGAGCUGGUGCCGACAGACGGACUGAUCAGGAGAAAUUCUCACCUGCGCAUCGGCAGGUUCCACCAGCAUCUCCAAGAGAAGCUGGACCUGAACCUGUCUGCUGUGGAGUUCUUGAUGCAGAGUUACCCUGAGGUGAAGGAGGUGGAGGAGAUGAGGUCCAUUGUGGGGAAGUACGGACUCACAGGCCGCCAGCAGAUGUGUCCGCUGAAGAACCUGUCCGACGGGCAGCGAGCGCGGGUGAUCUUCGCCUGGCUGGCCUGGCGCGCUCCGCACCUGCUGCUACUGGACGAACCCACCAACCACCUGGACCUGGAGACCAUUGACGCACUCGCGGACGCCAUCAACGCAUUCGAGGGCGGCAUGGUCCUCAUCAGCCACGACUUCAGACUCAUUAACCAGGUUGCUGAGGAAAUCUGGGUGUGCGAGAAAGGGACGAUAAAGAAGUGGAAGGGAGACAUCCUGUCCUACAAGCUGGACCUGAAGGAGAAGAUCAUGAAGGAAAACUCCAGGUUUAACAAGAUCAAGUCCGUCAUCUAAAAUAUCCCACCGUCUCAGGUCCUUCCCUCAUAGGUACGGUCAGAACUUCUGGCUUUUAUCCAUGACUUCCUUGUGUGCAGGAUCUUUCUGAAAGAAGUUAAAACAAACUGUACAUUGAAAAUGGCCCAAAAACCCAAAUAAAACAAUUCUAAAAGCCUGUAUCCAUGUUAUGAAAAAAAACAAAAACGCCUGAGGGUAUUUGGGUACUCUACCUUCUUUGAGAAGAAGAAACAGGAGGGAAAACAAUAUAUUUCAGCCAUACCAUGGUACGACAGAAAUAUAACGAGCCCUGCUGCAUUUGAAAGAUCAGCAGUAGCCCUUGACAAAGUUGGAUCAAAGAAUGAGGAAUAUGUCUGAAUAUCUCCAAGCAUUUUAGAAAACUGCUGCAGAAUAAGACAAGACGGCAACUGUCUUGUAAUCCCUCAUCAAUGUUGUACUUUCAAAUCUGACAUAGGGCCGCCAAAGGAUGCCAUGUAUAAAAUCUAGAUUGUUUGGCCAAAUCAGUCAGUAUGUAUGCUAAAUAAUGUUACAGUAAUGUUACAACUAAUAUGUAAUGGAGCAAAGAAGUACUAAGUUAAAAGCCUUCCACUGAAAGAUUCGUAUCGAAUUUGCAGCCGCCACUCAGGUUUUGUUGUAGAAUUUAGAACACCAGGAGUAAGUAUUACUCCAGAGGUUAACACAGUUAGUUGACUGUCCACGUCCACCUAGCUGCAGUGCUAUGUAUUGCAGAAAGGGGGCAGUGUUGCACAGUCCUGAUGCACCUGAAAUCUAAAUACAUAUAGACAUGAAGGAGGUAAGGCAAAGUUGUAUGUUUUGUGACCUAUAAGACUACUGUACAACUUUAUUUUGUGUGCUGCAUUCUGCAAACAUAUAGCCAACAUAUGUAGAGUCAGGUUUGAUAAAAGGCAAAACAUGUGAUAGAAUAGGGCUAUUCCAUUUCCACAUUUCAGGAGGGGAAGGCAGGAUCAUCUUUUGUUACCCCUCAUCAUCUUUUGGUUUGAUUACAACCUUUCCAACAUUCCCCCCCCCCCAUGCCUACUGUAUUUCAAUUGAACUCUCCCCCUUACCAUGUAAAUUGGAAUAGCCCUUAGAAGUAGUGUAUUAGACAACAUUAGAGACACUUCACUGCAUUUUAAAGCUUAAUCACUAGAACAAGCAGAGCUGAGCUAAAUCU
Molecule: messenger RNA, 3281 nt
Organism: Branchiostoma belcheri (Belcher's lancelet)
Lineage: Eukaryota; Metazoa; Chordata; Leptocardii; Amphioxiformes; Branchiostomatidae
Product: ATP-binding cassette sub-family F member 2-like
Exons: 14
Coding region: 236-2107 (623 amino acids)
Molecular function (GO): ATP hydrolysis activity; ATP binding
Source: RefSeq, a predicted model, not a curated record